UAACAGAUUUUGAAAAAAUGGCUUGUGCAGCCGACAGCUGCAUCCAAUUCACGCGUCAUGCAAGUGAUGUUCUGCUCAACCUGAACCGACUGCGUAGCAGAGAUAUCUUUACAGAUGUCAUGAUUCUGGUCAACAGACAACAGUUUCGAGCACACAAAACGGUCCUUAUGGCAUGCAGUGGGCUCUUCUACUCGAUCUUUACUGAUUCCCACAAAUGUAACCUGAACGCCAUCAGUCUGGACCCGAAGGUCGACCCAGAGGGUUUUGCAAUCCUUCUGGAGUUCAUGUACACUUCACGUCUCACACUGAAGGAGAGCCUCAUCAUGGCCAUCAUGAACACGGCAAUCUAUUUACAGAUGGACCACGUUGUUGACACCUGCCACAGAUUCAUAAAGUCCAGUGACUCCUCUAUCAAACUACCCAGAGAGGACUUUCUCGUCAGCCCCCUGCUUUUACCUCAAGACGUUCACAGUUACAGACCCCAUGAGGUGAUGGAAAACGUUCCUGGACGGUCAGCGACUUUCAGAGAUGGGAGACCCUAUGGUGUCUGCAUGUUUAACGGGGUCAACACUCCUAACAGCUCAUACCUUUACAGCCAGUUUCCAAUGCAAGGUUUUCCCUUUCCUCUUUGCAAGCUGACAGACACCAAAAACACUUUCUCAGACUUCUCAAAGGGAGGCAUCAUCCAUUACAAACACUGCUCGCCGGCUGAUGGCAACAACCCCAUCCUGGCCGACUUCACCCGCAGCGCCACCGGUGGGAGCUCAACCGCUUGCCAUGCCGGCUCAUACUCCUCGUGCGACUCCAAGUUUGCAGAGGAGGAAGCCUUGAAACGGCACACGCUUCAGGUCCACAGCGACAAGCCAUACAAAUGUGAUCGUUGCCAAGCAGCAUUCCGCUACAAGGGAAACCUUGCCAGUCACAAAACAGUUCACACCGGAGAGAAACCAUAUAGAUGCAAUAUCUGCGGAGCUCAGUUCAACAGACCAGCUAACCUCAAAACCCACACACGAAUUCACUCAGGAGAAAAGCCAUACAAGUGUGAGACCUGCGGCGCUAGAUUUGUGCAGGUUGCUCACCUUCGGGCUCACGUCCUGAUUCAUACCGGAGAGAAGCCAUAUCCAUGCGAGAUCUGUGGCACUCGUUUCCGCCAUUUGCAGACACUGAAAAGUCACCUGCGAAUACACACGGGAGAAAAGCCCUAUCAU
Sinocyclocheilus grahami is the source of this 1208-nucleotide messenger RNA. Its product is annotated as B-cell lymphoma 6 protein homolog. The record is from RefSeq and is a predicted model, not a curated record. NCBI's taxonomy places the organism in Eukaryota, Metazoa, Chordata, Actinopteri, Cypriniformes, Cyprinidae. The transcript has 6 exons. Gene Ontology annotation, molecular function: DNA-binding transcription factor activity, RNA polymerase II-specific; RNA polymerase II cis-regulatory region sequence-specific DNA binding; protein binding. Gene Ontology annotation, biological process: regulation of transcription by RNA polymerase II. The annotation marks the transcript as partial.